AUGGAUCUCAAUGCCAUUGAGGCACUCCAACACAAUCUACAAGCCAGUUCAGUGAGUGAUCGUUGUAUCAUACUUGAAGGAGAUAACCAGAUUACAGCACCUAAAAAUACUGAUGCAAUGAGCUUUGGUGUAUUGGUUUUAGAGAUAGUGAGUGGAAAGAAGAAUAGAGGAUUUUAUCAUCCUGAUCAUGAUUUCAACCUUUUAGGACAUGCAUGGAAAUUAUGGAACGAAAACAGGGCCAUGGAACUGAUGGAUGCUCUGAUGGAAAAGCUGAUACCUGCAUCAGAAGUCUUACGAUGUAUACAAGUCAGUCUAUUGUGUGUGCAACAACACCCUGAAGACAGGCCCCUAAUCACUUCUGUUCUUUUGAUGUUGGAUAGUGAGAAUUCUUCACUACCUCAACCAAAACAGCCUGGAUUUUACACAGAAAGGUCUAUUACAGAGACUGACUCAUCAUCAUCAGGGAAAACUCCAUAUACUGCAACUGAAUUAACCAUUACAAUGUUACAAGCAAUUGAGGAUCAAAUGGCCAAACAACAAAGUAUAGGGGGACAGGCAAGGGCAACACCAGCAGCAAAAUUUAUAUCUCAAGCAAGUGAUGAUACAACAAUCCUUCCUGCCUUUGAAUCCAGUGUUGGAAAUAUUUUCAGCAAAAGAGGGCUUUUAGCAAUGCUGAAGUGCCCAAGUGGCUUGCAAUCAGUGAAGGUGAAGACAGCAUGA
Quercus lobata is the source of this 720-nucleotide messenger RNA. Its product is annotated as G-type lectin S-receptor-like serine/threonine-protein kinase SD1-1. The record is from RefSeq and is a predicted model, not a curated record. The transcript has 4 exons. Gene Ontology annotation, molecular function: protein serine/threonine kinase activity. The coding region runs from base 1 to 720 and encodes 239 amino acids. Lineage: Eukaryota; Viridiplantae; Streptophyta; Magnoliopsida; Fagales; Fagaceae.